Molecule: messenger RNA, 2789 nt
Organism: Prorocentrum cordatum
Lineage: Eukaryota; Dinophyceae; Prorocentrales; Prorocentraceae
Source: the annotation of a GenBank genome assembly
AAGACCGACGGGCGAGUCGCCAGGGGGCGCCAGGCCCAAGCCGUCCCAACGACGCGUGCUGGCUAGGGGAGCUGAGCUGCCGAGGAACGACGCAAACCUGCCAGAAGAGGGGGAUGAGUCCAGGGUGCUGUUGCGACUGCAGAAGGCUAAACCACUCCGGCGCGAUCACAAUACCCAGAAGGCCAUCAUACAGUGCCCGGGGUAGGCCCGGACGACCGUGGGCCGGCCCCGCCAACCACGGCACAGCGCCUGACGUCGGGCCUCACCUUCGCCUCCCACAUCUCGCUCAGCAGCGCCAGCACCCGCUGCCACUGCUCGCCUUUCUCGCACGCGCUGAUCCCAGCAGUGUAGCUGAUGACGUUGGGCUCAAGCUUCGCCUCCCACAUCCCGCUCAGCAGCGCCAGGGCCCGCUACCACUGUUCGCCCUUCUCGCACGCGCUGAUCCCACCGCUGUAGCUGAUGGCGUUUAGCUCCAGCUUCACCUCCCGCAUCUCGCUGAGCAUCACCAGAGUCCGUUGCCACAGCUCGCCCUUCUCGAAAGCGCUCAUGCCAGAGUUGUGUCUAUCUCGUGCGAACACACAAAGCAACUGCUCAAGCGAAGCGGCAGGCUAACGCGGCGAAUCUGAAAUUUUGGCGACCGUCUAUUGGCUCGAUUCUCACAUCUUGCUGAACAGUGCUAAAGCCCGCUGUCACUGCUCGCCCUCCUUGCCCCGGGGCUCCGCAGGUGGAGAUGCUGCCACUGAUGUCGGCAUAUCUGGCCAUACGCAAAUCUCAACACCCAGUGACUCAAAGCAGCGACGUACCUCUUCAUGUAUAUCUUCUGGCAAAUCAAGGAAGAGCUUCGUCGGAAUCGGUGGUGGGCGCUCUCGGACGGUCCAACUGAGAAAGAACAGCGCACCCAUAGCCUGCUUCAUGUGGUCAGUCGAGACGCCCGGCUUCACUUCGCGAAAAUCUAUCCUGGUGAGGGUGCCGCUUUCGUCAACGUGAGACUUCACGACAUCGGUGAAGAAGGUCAGGCCACCCACAGCGCCAACGCCCGCCGUAUCCUCUACGUUGCCAGGGGAUCGUUUGCGAAUCCACUGCUGCGAGACAGCAACCUCAGCUGUGGUAACUAUACUGCCACGUCGUACAUGGUUGGUGCUAUAAGUACGCUUGCUUCCGUUACGACGCUUGAGAUCGUGGAUUCCUGUGGGGCACACACGAUUGCGAGCCUGUCCGAUACACCUAGCUGGAUCAUCUGUGUUUCCAGCGCUCGCGUGUAAUGUCAGAUCAGCCUCUUCGGGUUUACUUUGCCGUUCGAGCGUGUCUCAGUGAUGACGCUCGGUUCAAGCGUAGUCGCACGCAUCCCAUUCAGUUGUACCGAAGCCCGCUGCAACAGCUCGCCACUCUCGCAAGCACUGGUCUCAUCGCUGUCCCCGAUGGUGUUGGGCCGUAAUUUUGCAUCCUGCAUCUUGCUCAGCAGCGCCAGGGCCCGCUGCCACUCCUUGCCUUUCUCGCACACGCUGAUCCCAGCACUACAGCAGCUGAUAACGUUGGGCUCCAGCUGCGCCUCCCGCAUCUCGCUCAGCAGCGCCAGGGCCCGCUGCCACUGCUCGCCCUUCGCGCACGCGCUGAUCCCAGCACUAUAGCUAAUGACGUUGGGCUCCAGCUUCGCCUCCCACAUCUCGCUCAGCAGCCCCAGGGCCCGCUGCCACUGCUCGCCCUUCGCGCACGCGCUGAUCCAAGCACUAUAGCUGAUGACGUUAGGCUCCAGCUUCGCCUCCCGCAUCUCGCUCAGCAGCGCCAGGGCCCGCUGCCACUGCUCGCCUUUCGCGCACGAACUGAUCCCAGCACUGUAGCUGAUGACGUUGGGCUCCAGCUUCGCCUCCCACAUCUCGCUCAGCAGCGCCAGGGCCCGCUGCCACUGCUCGCCCUUCGCGCACGCGCUGAUCCCAGCACUAUAGCUAAUGACGUUGGGCUCCAGCUUCGCCUCCCGCAUCUCGCUCAGCAGCGCCAGGGCCCGCUGCCACUGCUCGCCCUUCUCGCACGCGCUGAUCCCAGCAUUAUAGCUGAUGACGUCUAGCUCCAGCUUCGCCUCCCACAUCUCGCUCAGCAGCGCCAGGGCCCGCUGCCACUGCUCGCCCUUCGCGCACGCGCUGAUCCCAGCACUACAGCUGAUGACGUUGGGCUCCAGCUUCGCCUCCCGCAUCUCGCUCAGCAGCGCCAGGGCCCGCUGCCACUGCUCGCCCUUCUCGCACGCGCUGAUCCCAGCACUAUAGACGAUGACGUUAGGCUCCAGCUUCGCCUCCCACAUCUCAUGACGUUGGGCUCCACCUUCGCCUCCCACAUCUCGCUCAGCAGCGCCAGGGCCCGCUGCCACUGCUGGCCCUUCCCGCACGCGCUGAUUCCGGCGCUGUAGCUGAAGACGUUACAAUACAUCUUCUUCAAAACCAUAACCCGUAGUACCGACAGAGCUUGCUGCCACUGCGUGGCUUUUCCGAAUGCCCUGACAGUUGCAAUGUCCUGGCCUGGGCUUGCUUUUGCAUGUGGUUCGGGCGAUUCGAUGGGCGGGUGCAACGGGUGCUUCGCCGCGAUCCAAUGCUCUGUCCAGACGCCUGUUGGAGGCCGCACGUUGUGGAGGUCGCCUCGAGAUCCUCGGCGGAUGUCUGUCAUACUAGAAUAUAUUGGGCAACGCUUUAAGACUGGCGUGGCUCCGACCAGAGUGUCUCCAACAAGAUUCAAGGAUCGCGAAUAAAAAAAGCAUGACGGUGAAACGAUUCAACUCCGAAGUGCCUUGACCCCAAAUGGAC